Aegilops tauschii subsp. strangulata is the source of this 447-nucleotide messenger RNA. The record is from RefSeq and is a predicted model, not a curated record. NCBI's taxonomy places the organism in Eukaryota, Viridiplantae, Streptophyta, Magnoliopsida, Poales, Poaceae.
AUGGAGCUGGCCAGAGUUGAGGACGGGGAGGGGACGACGACCGGCUUCGGAGGGAGAGGAGGCGAGGCGCCCGGGUCCGGGGCGGAGGCGGCGCCGGCGGUGAGCUACGGUGGCGGCGAGGCGGCGGCGACGUGGAGGCGGCGAGGCGGCGCGGUGGACGGCGUGAGGCGGCAGGGCCGGCCGGCGCGGGCGCGGCGGCGGGGCCGCGGCGGAGGAAGGCGGAGAGGACGGGCGGCGGGCGCCGGCGCGGGAUCUGGCCCGGGCGGCCCGGGCGGGCUCCCCGUGGGCAGCGGGCCUGCGGCGGCGGAAGGCGGCGGGGCCCACGUGGCAGCCGCUGAGAGGGUGCGGGCGGCGGCGCAGGAACAUCCGGCGUCGGGCGGACACGUCCGGCGCGGAGGGAGAGGGCUAGGGUUUUGGACUGCGGGAGGAUUUCAGGAGAGACACUAA